Molecule: messenger RNA, 1600 nt
Organism: Chaetomium fimeti
Lineage: Eukaryota; Fungi; Ascomycota; Sordariomycetes; Sordariales; Chaetomiaceae
Product: fatty acid desaturase-domain-containing protein
Exons: 3
Coding region: 82-1275 (397 amino acids)
Biological process (GO): ceramide biosynthetic process
Cellular component (GO): membrane
Molecular function (GO): sphingolipid delta-4 desaturase activity
Source: RefSeq, a predicted model, not a curated record
CAAACAUCCAUCACGGUGCUGUCGCUUGUUUCGAUUCCUACAAGCAGGCCGCCGUCAAAUAUCGGCCUCCCCUCGACCACCAUGGCUCGCUCCGUGACAGCGACGACGAACGGCGCUUCUAAGAGAAAGGAGCCCGCCAAUGGCAAGGUCAACGGCCAUGCAAACGGCAGCGCAAACGGCGAAGCUCCAGAAGCAGAAUCACAGGUCGACGAUGCAACCUACCGCGACUUCUUCUGGACCUAUACCGAGGAGCCGCAUCGGACGAGGCGCCUUGCCAUCAUUAAGGCCCACCCCGAGGUAACGAAGCUAUGCGGUCCUGAGCCCCUGACCAAAUACGUCGUCGCCGGUGUCGUCGGCCUACAAGUGCUGCUCGCCCAUCUCUUGCGCGACACCUCCUUCUGGUCAUGGAAGUUCUGGGCCGUCGCAUACGUCUUUGGCGCCACUUCGAACCAGAAUCUCUUCCUCGCCAUCCACGAGAUCUCCCACAACCUCGCUUUUAGGUCGCCCAUGGCCAACCGCCUGUUUGCCAUCUUUGCCAACCUGCCCAUCGCCGUGCCAUACAGCGCUUCGUUCAGGCCCUACCACCUCACCCACCACAAGUCUCUCGGCGUCGACGGCCUCGACACGGACCUUCCCACCGCCUUCGAAGCCAUCUUCCUCGACUCGAUCCUCGGAAAGGCCUUCUUCUGCACUUUCCAGAUCUUCUUCUACGCCCUCCGGCCCAUGACCGUCUACCGCGUGCCCUUCACCUGGGUGCACGGCGUCAACGUCGCCAUCCAACUCGGCUUCGACUACGCCCUCGCGUGCCUCCUCCCGGGCUACUUCACCUUCCACUCCGUCCUCUACCUGCUGCUCUCUUCCUUCCUGGCCGGCUCGCUGCACCCGACGGCGGGGCACUUCAUCGCCGAGCACUACGUCUACGAGAAGAUCACGCCCGAGGCCCGGCAGCCGAGCAACAACAUCCCCGUCCCCGAGACCUUCAGCUACUACGGCCCGCUGAACCUGGUCACGUACAACGUGGGCCUGCACAACGAGCACCACGACUUCCCCGCCAUCCCGUGGACCCGCCUGCCCGUACUGCGGGAGAUGGCCAAGGAGUUCUACGCCGACCUGCCGCAGCAUCGCAGCUGGACCUAUGUGCUGUGGCGCUUCAUCUUUGACGAGGAGAUCGGCAUGAGGUGCCGCGUCAAGAGGAAGCAGGGCGGGAGAGUGGUUGGGGGAGGGUCCACCACGGCCAAGGUGGCGAACUGGAAGGAGAAUGAGAUUGAGGCAUGAAGCGGGGGUUGUUGCGGCAGUCAUGCUGGCAUGGUUUUGAGCGCUGAGCGUUGAGCAAGUUAUAGACUUGGUAAUGGUGCAUGUAAGAUGGGGUUUGUGUUCGCUGAGCUGUCAGAUAUCGUAUAAUACAUGGGGCUUCUUGAGUGGUUAAAGACUGGUUUCGGCCGUCUCUUACACCAUGGAACCCAACGAAGUUUCACUUCAAAGCGAUCAUGACACGACUAAAGCUAGUACCGAGGGGGAAGGGCCAGCCAUUGUAGCGACUCUACCUCAAUCAUAGUCUGGGAAUGUGAAAUGAUGCCACAACAAAUUGUCAUCCCUCAAC